Messenger RNA from Colletotrichum orchidophilum, 123 nucleotides. RefSeq lists its product as uncharacterized. Lineage: Eukaryota; Fungi; Ascomycota; Sordariomycetes; Glomerellales; Glomerellaceae. The record is from RefSeq and is a predicted model, not a curated record. The transcript has a single exon. The coding region runs from base 1 to 123 and encodes 40 amino acids.
AUGGACCAAUCUAGCCAAGUUGCCCCAUCAGGGCGUGCAGAUUCUCCUUCCACUUUGAGCGACGCCCAACAGCCGACCCCUUACCAGCCCAUGGGUGAGCACUCUGUCCUCCCCAUCUCAUAG